Cynara cardunculus var. scolymus (artichoke) is the source of this 1658-nucleotide messenger RNA. Its product is annotated as UDP-N-acetylglucosamine--dolichyl-phosphate N-acetylglucosaminephosphotransferase-like. The transcript is spliced from 11 exons. Lineage: Eukaryota; Viridiplantae; Streptophyta; Magnoliopsida; Asterales; Asteraceae. Gene Ontology annotation, cellular component: membrane. Gene Ontology annotation, biological process: protein N-linked glycosylation; dolichol-linked oligosaccharide biosynthetic process. The coding region runs from base 86 to 1351 and encodes 421 amino acids. The record is from RefSeq and is a predicted model, not a curated record. Gene Ontology annotation, molecular function: UDP-N-acetylglucosamine-dolichyl-phosphate N-acetylglucosaminephosphotransferase activity.
GAAGGAAAACAGAGAUCGCGGAUUCCUUUUACAAAUCGCAACCGUCAACUUCAAGACAGAGAAACAGGGGCAUAGAACUUCAGCCAUGGCAGCUCGCAAGAGAGGAGCUUCAAAGCAACCACCGCCACCGGCUGAAUCAUAUACCAAAUCGCCGGAAUCUACCGUUACUUCUACAGAACCGCAGAUCACUCCAGCAAAACCAAGCAAAAUCCUCUUAUUCUCUUUAAUUUUCUUCCUUCCUUACUUUUACCUGAUAUUUUAUCACUAUAGAAUAGAAACUGACCUGAAGCAAUCAAUCCUUAUCAAUGCGUCACUCAGUUUCGCUGGGUUCUUUGUAACCCUAAUGAUGAUUCCGGUGGCUUCAAGAUAUGUUAUUAGGCGUAAUUUGUUUGGUUACGACAUUAACAAGAAGGGUACACCUCAAGGUCUGAUCAAAGUGCCUGAAUCUCUUGGUAUUGUUGUGGGCACUGUUUUCUUGGUCGUGGCGAUAUUAUUUCAGUAUUUCAAUUUCACGUCAGAUUCAAAUUGGCUUGUCGAGUAUAAUGCAGCUUUAGCAUCUGUCUGCUUCAUGAUUUUGCUUGGGUUUGUUGAUGAUGUCCUGGAUAUUCCUUGGCGAGUGAAACUAUUAUUGCCAUCAAUUGCUGCUCUCCCUCUGUUGAUGGCCUAUGCUGGACAUACAACCAUUAUGAUACCAAAGCCCCUUAUUGAAUAUGUUGGAACAGCAAUCUUGGAUCUAGGGUGGAUCUAUAAGCUAUAUAUGGGGCUCUUGGCUGUCUUUUGCACAAACUCAAUCAACAUCCAUGCUGGUAUAAACGGCCUUGAAGUUGGACAGACUGUUGUUAUAGCAUUUGCUAUUUUGAUUCACAACAUCAUGCAAAUUGGAGUUUCUCCCAAUCACGAAACUCAACAGGCCCAUGCAUUCUCCAUAUACCUUGUUCAACCUUUGCUUGCAACUUCAUUGGCAUUACUUUCUUACAACUGGUACCCAUCUUCUGUUUUUGUUGGUGACACCUAUACAUACUUUGCUGGAAUGACGAUGGCAGUCGUCGGCAUUUUAGGCCAUUAUAGUGAGACACUCCUAAUAUUCUUCCUUCCUCAAAUCAUAAACUUCCUAUUGUYACUUCCUCAGCUUGCAGGCAUUAUUCCAUGUCCACGUCAUCGUCUACCAAGGUUUGACCCUCAGACAGGACUACUGACCGGAACAAAUGAUGGGACGCUUGUGAAUGUAUCCUUGAGAAUAUUUGGCCGGAGAUCUGAGAAGUCUCUAUGCAUCCUGCUACUUGUUCUUCAGGGCCUCGGUUGCUGUUUCUGUUUUUUCCUGAGAUGGAUCCUCACCGGUUGGUAUAAAUGAGGCCGUAGCAACUUAGAAACAUAUGACCUUUUGAGACUACUUUUUCAUCAAUGUUCGCGAUCGCGUUACAUGAAAUGGAGGUGUUGUAUCAUUUGACUGGAUCAAUAGAAGACCAAGAUUUGUUGUUUGCUUUUCUUACUACUUCAUACUAAUGGAUUCGGUAUGUUGCUCGAUUCAUAGAGAAUCCAAACUGUACUUCAUUAGAUUCGUUUGCUUUAUAGCAUUGACCAAGUCGAACAAAUAUUUGCAACUUCCGAGUGUACACCGUCCUUUAUAUGUUUUGUGAACCGGCUUUCUUGUUUUGGUU